AACGUCGAGUCCCUGCUCUCAGACGCCUGGUGAGGAGAGGAGGAGGAGGAGGAGGCCAGGGACCCACAGUAUGUGAGGGGCAGAGGGUAGGUGUGGGGGGAAGUGGUGCAGGAUUGGCAGACCGGCAGCAGGGAUGCCCAGUCUGGGGCGCCGUGGUACAUACACAGAGAGAAGAACGAAGGAGAGCAGCUGGCAUGAGGAUAGAUGGAUGGAUGGGCAAGUGGAAAUCGUCUGACUGGAGGAGGAGGAGCUGAUCAAUUGACAGAGUGGGGCAGUCGUAAAGUGGAUGCACAAGGUGGCUUGAGGUUAGUGAAUGCCGGGAGGAAGGCAGGCCGGUCCCCUCACAGCCCCUUACGAGGUCCCUGGCCUCAGCUGUAUCCCGAGUGUGUCAACCAUGGAUGCCUUUGGGGGAGCUCCUCGAUUUCUCACCUACCCCCGUACUUUUACAGUGCCGAGUGGCACCAAUGCAGUCCUGAAAUGGCAGGUAGCUGGUGAGCCACGUCCCAGCGUCGCCUGGGAGAAGGACGGCUCUGUGCUGGACCUGCCAUCAGGGCGGAUGUUGGUGGAGGCUGAUGGGGAUGCGUACAGCCUGCUGGUGUAUCAGGCUGGUCCGGCGGACAGUGGGCGCUAUGUGUGCAAAGCUAAGAACAGUGUGGGCGAAACCUACGCAGCUGCUACUCUCAAAGUGGAGACAGCAGAGCUGAGACCCAAAGGAGAGCUCGACGCUCAACCUCCGGUCUUCCUGAAUAGGCCGGUCUCUGCACGCGUGACCAGGGGAGAGGAUGUGAGCUUUGCCUGCAGGGUCUCGGGGGAGCUUGAGUGGGAAAAGGAUGGGUGGAAACUGUCCGACAUCUUUGAGAGCAGCCAUUACAAAGUGGGCAGAGAGUCUGGUGACUGGCACUCUCUGCAGAUCUACAACACCCGUCUCCCAGAUGCCGGUGUUUAUGUAUGCCGGGCACAGAACAGUUUUGGAGAGACCAUGGCUGCAGCUGUGCUCCUGGUGGAUUCUGUAGCAUGUGAUCCCCACAGGGAUGCAUUUACACACCAAAACAACAAUUUCAAGAAGCAGCUGGAGGCACAAGAUGAAAAGUGGAGGUGGCAUCAUCCUGGGCAAAAGGUGUUGUCAGAAUCCAGGCAAAAUGGAGAAGUGCUUCCUAGCCCACCCACGCCGAAGGCCUUUACCGUCAAUGAAGGGAAGCACGCCAAGUUUCGCUGCUAUGUAACCGGGAAGCCCAAGCCGGAGAUUGUCUGGCAGAAGGAUGGGAUGGUUCUGUCCCCCGGAAGGAGACACCUGCUCUACGAGGACAGGGAGGGCUACUUUAUCCUCAAGGUGCUAUACUGCACAGCUCGGGAUUGUGGCCUCUAUGUAUGCACAGCUUGCAACACUGCUGGCCAGACACUCAGUGCUGUGAGCCUCCAUGUCAAAGAACCCCGACUGCGGUUCCAGGCACCAUUGGUGGAUGUGGAAGUGCUGGAGCGCCAGGAUGCAGUCUUAGAGUGCCAAGUGCCUCUGGAGACCAUCCCUACAGCGUGGUAUCUUGAAGACAAGCGCCUGCAGCCCAGCCCCAAGUACCUGAUGGAGGAACAGGGCUUGUUGCGGCGGCUGACAGUGCGGGAUGCCCGGGCCGAUGAUGAUGGCAUUUACCUGUGUGAGAUGGAGGGCAAGGGCCGCAGUGUUGGGGAGCUCUCAGUGCAAGGUCUGAUUGUGAAGCGGUUGCCGCGGAAGUUGGAUGUGAUGGAAGGGGAGAAUGCUGCCUUCUAUGUGGAGACGCGGGAACCUGUGGAGGCACCGAGUUGGGGCCGUAAUGGUCAGGAACUGGUGGAAGCGCCACAUACCCUUAUCAGAAGCUUUGGCAAAACCCAUCUUCUGGUCCUGGUGCACGUAACACGGCAGGAUGCUGGGGUCAUCACUUUCACGGCGGGCGAGUCACAGACCUCAGCACAGCUCCGUGUCAAAUGUGCCAAGAGGAUCCCACCAAGUGCACCCGUGGCAGCAAGGAUGUGCAUAUCACGCAACAAUGCUGCCCUCCUAACUUGGUGCCCACCACCUGAUGUUCACCGCAGCCCACCAAGUAGUUACAUUCUUGAGAGGCAGGCAGUAGGAGAAGCUGAGUGGGUGCCUUGCCUCACCACUGAUGUUGCCAGCAUGGUUGAAGUUCCAGGCGAUGGUGUGCCACAGGAGGCUGACUACCGUUUCCGCGUGUGUUCUGCCAAUCAGUAUGGAUGCAGUGGCCAUGUGGAAUUCCCAGGCACUGUGCACCUUGUGCCCAGGGCUCGUAUACAAAAAGGACUGCAAGAUGUGAGGGUUCAUGCCGGAGAGGAUGCUACUUUUUCAGUGCAGCUUUCAGCCUCUCAGAGCGGUUGCUGGUUCUUCAAUGGGAAAAGGCUGGAAGAAGAGGAGGGGGAAGAAGGCCAGCAGUACCAAAUCACACACAGCGGGUUGGACCAUGCUUUGCGGAUCAAAGGAGUGCAGCUAGCAGCCAAUGGGUCUGAGGUGCAAUUUGAGGCUAAUGGCGUGAAGGAAUGUGCUGCAUUGUGUGUACAAGCCCCACAGGUACAUAUCACCCCAGUGCCUGAGGCCAGGCGACUCCGAACACUCACAGCUGGCAUGCCUCUACUCCUGGAGUGUGAAGUCUCUAUACCUGACACCCCCAUCAACUGGUUUAAAGAAGGGAAUCCUGUGGCCUUGGAUGAUAGUCGCUUUGGUGUCCAAACUGAAGGCCGUAUCCACAGGUUGUUGAUUUCCUCUGUUUGCUCUUUGGACUCUGGGACAUAUACAUGUGAUGCAGGCGAUGAUGCCAUCAGCUUCACUGUGACUGUGGAUGAACCUCCUGUGAGGGUUGUUCACUCCAAUGCUGAAGAGGCCCAUACUUACCAGGUCACAGAGCGUGUGGUGCUAACCUGUGAGCUGUCCCACCCCGAUGCUCCCGUGCGCUGGUACAAGGAUGGGGAGGCAGUGAAAGAAAAUGAGAGCUUCUUGCUGGAGAGUGAGGGCCCCCACCACCGUCUGGUCAUUCCUGCAGCACAGGUGAAGGAUGCAGGGGAAUUUGUGUGUGACAUCAGUGGAGAUUCUGUGCUCUUCAACGUCACUGUUACAGACCCUCCUGUAAGGAUCCUGCACUCCAGUGCUGAGGAGACCCAUGCCUACCAAAUCUCAGAACGUGUAGUGCUGGCCUGCCAGCUGUCCCGCCCUGAUGCUCCCGUGCGCUGGUACAAGGAUGGGGAAGAGGUGGAAGAAAGUGAGCACCUCCUGCUGGAGAGUGAGGGUCCACACCACCGCCUUGUCAUUACAUCUGCACAAAUCCAUGAUACAGGGGAGUUUGUAUGUGAUGCAGGUGGUGACUCUGCCUUCUUCAACAUCACCAUCACAGAGCCACCUGUGCACGUUGUGCACUCCAAUGCGGAAGAAGAUCAUACCUAUCAGAUCUUGGAAUGCGUGACAUUGUCCUGUGAGUUGUCCCGUCCUGAUGCCCCUGUGCUCUGGUACAAAAAUGGGGAAGAGGUGGAAGAGAGUGAGGGGCUUCGGCUAGAGAGUGAAGGAUCCCACCACCGGCUGGUCAUCGCCUCAGCUUGUGUGCAGGACACAGGAGAGUUUGUGUGUGAUGCAGGUGGCGAUUCCGUUUUCUUCAGUAUUACUGUUACAGAACCUCCUGUGAGGGCUCUUCGCUCCAAUGCUGAGGAGGCCCAUACGUACAAGGUUGCAGAGCAUGUGGUGCUGGACUGUGAACUGUCCCGCCCUGAUGCUUCCGUGUGCUGGUACAAGGAUGGGGAAGAGGUGGAAGAAAGUGAUUGCCUCCUGCUGGAGAGCGAUGGACCCCAUCGACGGCUGGUCAUUCCUUCAGUGCAGAUGAAGGACGCAGGGGAGUUUGUGUGCGAUGCAGGCAGUGAUUCUGUUUUCUUCAACAUCACAGUUACCGAGCCACCUGUGAAGAUUCUGCACUCCAACGCAGACGCGUCCCAUUCUUACCAGGCCUCCGAACGUGUGGUGCUGUCCUGUGUGCUGUCCUGCUCCAGUGCCCCUGUCCGCUGGUACAAGGAUGGGGAGGAAGUGGAAGAGGGAGAGCACUUGCUGCUGGAGAACGAAGGGCCCGUCCGACGCCUUGUCCUUGCUUCAGCCCAGGUGCAAGAUUCAGGCGAGUUUGUGUGCGACACUGGAACUGACUCUGCCUUCUUUGUGGUUACAGUUGCAGCUCCCAAGGUGCACAUCGCUCCAGUGUCAGAGGCCCAAUGUCUCCAGACAAUCCUGACGGGGAUGCCUCUCCUCCUGGAGUGUGAAGUCUCUGCCUCUGAUGCCACUGUCCAGUGGUUCAAGGAUGGAAAUCCUGUGGACCAUGACAUCUUCACGGUGCAAUCAGAGGGCUGCAUUAGGAGGCUGUUGGUUCAUUCGGCCUGCCCCUUGGAUUCUGGGACAUAUACAUGUGACACAGCUGAUGACACUGUGGACUUCACUGUGAUGGUGGAUGAGCUGCCUGUCCGAGUUCUGCAUUCCAAUGCAGACGCAGCCCAUGCCUAUCGGGUCUCAGAGCGUGUAGUGCUGGAUUGUGAGUUGUCCUGCUCUGAUGCCAUUGUGUGCUGGUACAAGGACGGAGAGGAGGUGGAAGAAAAGGAUGGCCUCCUGUUGGAGAGUGAAGGGCCUCAUCGCCGUCUGGUUAUUAUUGCGGCUCAGGUUCAGGACACAGGGGAGUUUGCAUGUGGCACUGGGGGCGACACUGUCUUCUUCAAUGUCACUGUCACAGAGCCACCUGUGCAGAUUUUGCACCCAGUGGAGCGUUCACUAGAGAAGCAUAUACAGGCAUUUGAGUGCCUGGAGCUGAGCUGCAAGGUGUCCAUUCCAAAUGCCCCUGUGCGCUGGUUCAAGGACGGCCUAGAAGUGGAUGAGACAAACAACUUGUUGCUUCAAAUGGAAGGUGCUGAGCGUCGCCUAGUUGUCCUGCAGGCAAGUGCUGAAGAUGCUGGCGAAUACAUCUGCGAGACCAAGGAUGAGUCUGUCUCCUUUGAUGUCAGAGUUUCAGAGCCCCCUGUGAAGAUCGUGCAGCCCCGCAGGACUCCCUCUGUCCUGAAGGCCUCAACGGGGGAGACAGUGACCCUGACCUGUGUGCUCUCUCAUGAGAAUGCGCCAGUCCGCUGGGUUAAGGACGGUGUCACGCUUGAGGCUAACAGCGGCCUCAUCCUGGAGGAAGAGGGUGCCCGGCGGUGUCUGGUCAUCCCUGCAGCUGGCCCAGAGCAUUCUGGGAAGUACACCUGCAACGCUGUUGAUGAUACCAUGGCCUUCGCCGUCCAGGUGUCUGACCCCCCAGUGCGGAUUGUGGGGCGUGAUGAGCUGCAGACUCAGCACCGCUGCCUGACUUCGGAGGACCUGACCCUGUCCGUGACGCUGUCUUGCCCUAAAGGAGAGGUGAAGUGGUACAAGGACGGAGAGAAGCUGCAGGACACAGACCGUGUGCGUCUGGAGCAGGAUGGCGCAUGUCAUUCACUGGUGAUUCUGGGAGCCGAGCGCUGUGAUGCAGGGGAGUAUCUGUGUGACAGUGGCGAUGACAGCCUCAUCUUCUACGUCACAGUAGAGGAACCUCCCAUCUCCAUUGUGGGAAACACAGGGGUUCCAGAGCACCACUCGCUGGUAUCCGGAGAGGCUCUGAUAUUGGCUUGUAAGGUGUCUUCGCCUAGUGCUGCUGUGCGCUGGCUGCGGAAUGGGGAGGAGCUGGUACCCAGCAAGCGUGUGCGCAUUGAAGCCCAUGGGAGACAACGCCAACUCACCAUCCUUGGAGCCAAGCCGGGAGACUCAGGUUCCUAUGUGUGUGAUGCAGGCACUGACCGAAUGGAGUCCACAGUUAAAGUGGCAGCACCCCCUGUGCACAUUGUGAACAAGAACGAUGCCCAUGUGCCUUUGGAAGUCCAGGAAGGAGAGAACAUGACUCUGGUUGCCCGUCUCUCCCAAGAGAAAGCUUCUGUCCAGUGGCUGAAAAACAUGCGGCCCCUUUAUCCUGGGCCACGCCUGGUGGUGAGCAGCGAGGGGGCUGUGCGCAGCCUCACCAUCAGGCAAGCUGAGCCAGGUGACAGCGGCACCUAUACCUGCGACACUGGGGACGAUGAAGUGCACUUCACAACGUGUGUGCAAGAGGCUCCCGUGCUGUUUGUGCCCAAGCCAGAGCAUCCAGAGAAGGUGUUGGUGCUGGAGGGUGGCAGUGCAGUGCUCUCUGCCAUCGUCUCCAAGGAGCCAGCUAUGGUGAGGUGGGAAGGACCUCGAGGGGCCUUGGUGGCGGGUGACCAGUGCCAGCUGCGCAGAGAGGGCCGCGUCCACAGCCUUCUGUUGAGCAACGUGGGCAAAGCAGAUGCUGGAGAGUACAUAUGCCACUCCCAUCAUGACCAGCUGCACUUUGAGCUGAGUGUCAAAGAGCUGCCAGUGAAGUUUGUUCGGGGUCUCUCAGAUGUGCUGGCACUGCAGGGGGAGACGGUGUUGUUCUGGUGUGAGCUGUGCAAAACCAAAGGCGAUGUCCUCUGGCUGAAGGAUGGGCAGGAGCUGGAAGCCAAUGAACACAAGGAGAUCCGAGCAGAGGGGCGGGAACGUUCCUUGACCCUGAGACACGUAGGGCCUGAGGAUGCUGGUGAAUACUCGUGUGAAAGCAAGGAUGACCGCACCCUAGCCAUCCUCACAGUGCAGAUCCCUAGAUCAGUGGAAAUCAUUUCCGAGCUCCACAACUUAACUGUGCUGGAGGGGGACGAUGCCACCUUCAAGGUUGUGGUGUCUCCAGAUGACGUGGCUCUCAAGUGGCAGCACCAUGGCCAAGAUAUAGUGCCCAGUGAGCGGUUCACCACCACCAGGGUUGGGCUGUGCCACACCCUCACCAUACAGCAGUGCCGGCUGAGUGAUACUGGCAUAGUCACUGUCCACGCAGAAGGUCUGGUGAGUUCAGCCAGGCUCAGUGUGCAAGAGGCCCAGGUGAUAUUUGUACAAACACUGCGUGACUUGAUGGCUGAGGAAGGGCAAGACGUCUGCUUGGAAGUGGAGCUGAGCUUGGAGAGUGCGGAAGUGCAAUGGAUGAAGCAAGGCAUCCUUCUGCAGCAGAACACCAAAUACUCCAUGGAGGCAUGUGGGUCUCAGCGGACUCUCACCAUCCACAACAUUGAGCUUGCAGAUCGAGGCACCUACCGCUGUGAGAGCCUGCAUGACCGCACCCAAGCCAGGCUGAGUGUCGAACCCCGGAGGGUGAUGGUGAGGAAACCUCUGUUGGAUGUGGAGACUUUUGAAAAGGAGACUGUGACGUUUGAGCUGGAGCUCUCCCAUGCCAAUGUGGCCGGGGUCUGGACACGCGAUGGCAUCCGUGUGAAGCCAAGUUCCACCUGCCGAGUGAGCGCCACAGGCUUUGUGCACAGCCUGACACUGCUGGGACUCACGCUGGACGACUCAGGGACCGUGGCCUUCACUGCUGACACUGUGCGAAGUAGUGCCCGCCUUACUGUCCAAGAGCCACCAGUUACUAUGCUGCGCUUUCCCCAGGAUAUGGGCAUCCCUGACACAGGCUCAGCCACCUUUGAGUGUGAGCUGUCCCGGCCCCUGGCUGAGGUGAAAUGGUACAAGGAUGGGGAGGAGAUCCAGACAGGGCAAAACUGCCGCAUGUAUUCAGUGGGACGGCGGCGCCUCCUACAGCUCAGCCACUGUGGCCUUGAAGACGCGGGCGAGUACACAUGCGAUGCUGGUGACUGCCGUGCCUCUGCCAAACUGAGGGUCUUUGAACGCCAGGUUCAGAUUGUGCGGGAGCUGGAGGAUGUGCGUGUGCGAGAGAACGAGAAUGCUGUCUUCAUGUGUGAGGUGUCACUCGAGGAGGUGAAAGGCGAAUGGUUCCGGGAUGGGGAGAGAAUCAAAGUCAGCAGCAUUGUGAAAAUACGUCAGGAAGGAACCCGGCACUUUCUGCUCCUGUGCUGUGUCCGUCCUGAGGAUUCAGGCCAGGUCCGCUUUGUGGCAAAGGCAGCUGCUUCUGAAGCCCGCCUGGAAGUGGAGGCGCUGCCCAUCCGCAUUGUGAAGCCGCUGAGGGACAAGACUGUGCUCGCACGGCACAAAGCCACGCUGGAAUGCACAGUGUCUCAGUCUCGUGGCCGAGUGCGCUGGUUCCGUGGGGACACAGAGAUCUUUGCUGGCGACAAGUACGAAAUCUGCAACUUGGACUGCUACCGAACCCUCGUUAUCCACAGCGUUGAGCCUGCAGAUGAGGGCCUGUAUACCUGCGAUGCACUGGACGACCGCUCCACGGCCCGUCUGCUGGUGGAAGCUGAAGGGAUCCAGGUGGUGCGAGCAUUGCGGAACGUAGAUGUGGUGGCUCCCGCAGAGGCUCGGUUUGAGUGCGAAAUCUCUGCUCCCCCGGCAUGCAGCCCGCAGUGGAGUCUCAAUGGAGAAGACUUGCAGCCCAGCUCACAAGUGCACAUGGAGAGCAUGGGGCAUAUCCACAGGCUGAGGCUCUGCCAGACAACCCCUGGCAUGAGUGGGAUGGUGAAAGUUACUAUUGGCAAUGCCCGUUCUAAAGCCCACCUCACGGUCCGAGAGCGCUAGCAUCAGGGAGACCCUGUGAGCAAAAGAGCCACGUGUGGGCAUGGAAAGCCCUGGGGCUACCAGGGGAAGGUGGAGACAGCAUGUUUGACACUUGCAUGGACAGCCUGAAGAAUGGACACACACACAGAGAGAAUUCCUCUUCCUGUCUCCCUCUUCUGCAUGACAAGGGAAGCAAGAUCUGCUUUUAUUAAAUGCUCUCGAUUCUUGA
Messenger RNA from Lacerta agilis (Sand lizard), 8750 nucleotides. RefSeq names its product obscurin like cytoskeletal adaptor 1 (gene OBSL1). Gene Ontology annotation, molecular function: protein binding. The record is from RefSeq and is a predicted model, not a curated record. NCBI's taxonomy places the organism in Eukaryota, Metazoa, Chordata, Lepidosauria, Squamata, Lacertidae. The coding region runs from base 314 to 8542 and encodes 2742 amino acids. The transcript has 31 exons.